Messenger RNA from Wasmannia auropunctata (little fire ant), 1300 nucleotides. RefSeq names its product odorant receptor 4-like. Gene Ontology annotation, biological process: sensory perception of smell; detection of chemical stimulus involved in sensory perception of smell. The transcript is spliced from 6 exons. The record is from RefSeq and is a predicted model, not a curated record. The coding region runs from base 71 to 1219 and encodes 382 amino acids. Lineage: Eukaryota; Metazoa; Arthropoda; Insecta; Hymenoptera; Formicidae. Gene Ontology annotation, molecular function: odorant binding; olfactory receptor activity. Gene Ontology annotation, cellular component: plasma membrane.
GGGUUUUUUCUCUAUUAUAAUCCUGAAUUUAUUCGCGUGCGCAACGGAGAACAGAGACAAAUAAGAAAUUAUGGCUCGUAAAAGUACGUUUAACUUUACAUUGAAGGUUUUACUCACUUUGUCUGGUAUCUGGCCAGGCACACCAUAUGUUCUGCUUUGCAGAAUAUAUUGGAUCGUUUCAAUGACAGUUGUUCUGUUCUGGCAUUACCGUUGGUUCCUGACGCAUGUGCAAACUGCCAAAAUUUUGGAUUUAAUGGAAUGUCUGUCCAGCAUUCUUGCAUAUACCAAGGUAAUUACCAAGUGCGUCGUGUUUUGGUUAAAUGAGCGAAAAUUCGUCGAAAUCUUAACGGUAAUGGCGGAAGAUUGGAAUGAUUGCGUUGAUAGUGACGUCAACCUGCGCGAGACAACACGCAAAGCGAAAAUGUCAGAUCGUAUUACAAAUGCGAUCGCCGCCCUUCACACGAUGUCAAUUUUUGGAUAUUGCCUGCCGAUUAUCUUGGCAGAUGCCGAUGUCACUACCACAAAAGAACCCUUUAUCGAUAAGAUAAAUGUGCCUUUUAACAUAAACACGCAAUCCAUGUACAGAAUCUUUUUAAGCACGGAAUUUUUACAUUUGAUUCUUUGCGGGUGGGUAGCUGGUAUAACAAACUCAUUAUUAUUAACAUUGAUUUUACAUUCAGCUGGCCAACUCGAAAUAAUGUGUCACUGGCUGACGCAGCUUUGUACGAAUGAGGACAAACAUAAAUCGAUCGCUGCGACUACUAGUAAAAUUGUUCAGAAACAUCAGAAAGUUAUCAGUUUCAUAAAAAAUAUUGAGAGUCUUUAUACGUAUAUCGCAUUGCUUCAGUUUGUAUCAAAUACGAUAAUGAUAUGUUUGUUAGCUUUCGCUAUUGUAACAGCAAUCGGCGGCCCCAAUGUGGUAGACGUAAUAAUAAAAUCCUUUCUCUUUUACACUAUAACAAAUCUCGAAGCAUUUAUCUUUUGCUAUGCUGGAGAAUAUUUAAGCAGCAAGAGCGAAGAAAUUGGCGUCGCGGCGUAUAACUGUAAAUGGUACGAUUUAAAAUCUACAGAAAGUCGUCGUCUGUUAUUUAUCAUAUUAAGAUCGCAGAAGCGAUUGACACUAACAGCAGGAAGAAUGAUGGACCUCUCUUUACAAGCUUUUACCAGUAUCAUGAAUGCUUCAGGCUCAUACUUAUCAGUGCUGUUGGCGAUGCAAUGAGCAGGUCGACAAUUUUUAAAUAUAAUUAUAUGCGAAGACUUGAACACGGUACAAAAUGGAUCUAGCUUAUAAUUAGUAAUA